Molecule: messenger RNA, 8183 nt
Organism: Sceloporus undulatus (fence lizard)
Lineage: Eukaryota; Metazoa; Chordata; Lepidosauria; Squamata; Phrynosomatidae
Gene: ADPGK
Product: ADP dependent glucokinase
Exons: 8
Coding region: 845-2320 (491 amino acids)
Biological process (GO): glucose metabolic process
Cellular component (GO): endoplasmic reticulum
Molecular function (GO): ADP-specific glucokinase activity
Source: RefSeq, a predicted model, not a curated record
GGUUUGACACCGCUUUAAACUGCCAUUGCUGCUGUAGAAAUCCUGGGGUUUGUAGUUCAUUGUGGCACCAGAGCCCACUGGUAAAGAAGGCUAAAACGCCUCACAAAAAAGACUACACAUCCCAGAGUUCCCUAGCAUUGAGCCAUGGCAGUUAAAGCGGUGUCAAAAUGGAUUAUUUCUGCAGUGUGGAUGACAUGAACCCCCCAUUGUGGAUCCUAAUGGUACAUUCCAUUGUCUCCCCCCCUUUUUCCCCAGAAUGGUUUGUUCCGAAUCCUUUCUCGCACAAUUCCCUUUUUAUUCUUGGACUGUUCCAUAAGUGUAAACUUCGACAGCUUCACUUUCUCUCUCCCUCCCCCCAUUAAUCAUUCGAUUGGUACAUUCCUCCUGAUUGGCGGUGGACGCGGAGCCCUUGCUCUAAUUCUGGAAAGGCCGCUGCGCCAAAGGAAGAGCGGCCGUCGUGAAAGCCGGUGCCGAGGUGGCUGCGCUACCUCCGUAGAGUCCGCAGCCCCAACAUGGCGGCCGGGGAGCGAGUACGUAAACGGCGUAAGGAAGCGCUACGCUGUCUCCGUAGAGCCGGCGGCGCCAUCAUGGCGGCUAGAGAUAUUUACGGAAAUGGCGUAAGGCAGAGGCCGGCUUCUCCUCGUUCGUAAUGGCGGCGCGUUUCGAUUCUGAAGGAGGCCCCCGGAGCGUUUGCUGAGGAAGCCUUGCCUCUCGCGGAGAUUGUGAACGCUAACGUUUGAAGAUGGCGAUUAUGGAAAAGCAGUUCUCUGGAAAGCAUUGAGAGAAGCACCACAUAAAUCGGUCUCACACCCUGCAUCCUUAGCAUUGGCUUCUGAAUGUGAAAAUGUGGCACAAAUCAGUAUGCGUGGCCCUACUGGCCCUGGCAACAGGUUACGUCUUCUUGCUAGACCCUGAACUACCUGACUCAGUACUGGAGUAUUUCUCAGGCUUCUUCUUGUGCCACCUCCGGGAUGAACUUCCAUCCCCAGAGAGCAGCAUGGCCGCUGCCUGGGAUGCGCUUAUCACCAGACCAGCCAAACAGUGGAAUCGAGUUGCUGUCGGUGUCAAUGCCUGUGUUGAUGUGGUUCUUUCUGGCGUGAAGUUGCUGCAGGCCCUUGGCCUAGAUUCUGGGAUUGGCCAAGACCAUUCUGUCUUGCAUUCCACAGCAGAUUUGAAGGAAGCCUUCAUCUACUUCAUGAGGAAUGGAGCUGCUGCAGAACGCUUCUUCAGUGACUCUGAUUCCUUCCACCAGAUUGCACAGACUGCUUCCAAAUAUCCGGGAGCACAGUUGUAUGUGGGAGGAAAUGCUGCCCUCAUUGGCCAAAAACUUGCGACUAAUCCUGACCUGAAGGUUCUGUUGUGUGGCCCAAUUGGUCCUAAACUCCAUGAGCUACUUGAUGAAAAUGUAAUUGUCCCUCCAGAAUCAAUGCAAGAAAUUGAUGAAUUUCAUCUUAUUUUGGAAUAUCAAGCAGGUGAAGAGUGGGGAAAAGUGAGAGCCCCAAAUGCCAAUCGCUUCAUCUUCUCUCAUGAUCUCUCCAAUGGGGCCAUGAACAUGCUUGAAGUAUUUGUCUCCAGUUUAGAAGAGUUCCAUCCAGACCUGGUGGUGCUCUCUGGCCUGCAUAUGAUGGAGGGACAAACCAAGGAGAUACGUCAGAGGAGACUCCUAGAGGCUGUAGCUUCCAUCUCUGACAUUCCUUCUGAUGUCCCUGUACAUCUGGAACUGGCCAGUAUGACUGACCCAGAUCUCAUGAGUGAGAUCAUACAUCAGCAGGUCUUUCCUCUUGUGGACUCCAUUGGGUUGAAUGAACAGGAGCUGCUCUUCCUCACUCAAGCAGCCUCUGGGCCACAUGCCUCAGUAGCCUCCUGGAAUGGCAUCCCAGAUGUGGGUGUUGUCAGUGACAUCCUCUUCUGGAUCUUGAAGGAACAUGGACGGACUGCACGGAAGGCAUCAGAUCUUACUCGGAUCCACUUUCACACCUUGGCCUAUCACAUCCUGGCUACGGUAGAUGGAUAUUGGGCCAACCAGGUGGCAGCUGUUGCUGCUGGUGCAAGAGCUGCAGGGAUGCAAGCUUGCGCCACCCAAACAAUAGAUGCCAGCAGAGUCUUUCUUAAGGCACCACUGGAGUUUGACACUUCGAAGAUGGAGGAGGCCUCUAGAGUCUCCUUAAAUCCUGGUGAGCCAGUGUCAGAAUGGCACAGAGAUGGGAUUACAUUUCAUUACACUCCUGUUCUGGUGUGCAAAGAUCCUCUGCGGACUGUUGGCCUUGGUGAUGCCAUUUCUGCUGAAGGACUACUUUAUUCAGAGGUCUUCCCUCAUUAACCUAUGAAGAUAAGUUACCUCUCUGCAAACAUUAGAACUAUGCAGGCAUGGACUGGAAGUUAGCGUUGAAUACAGGGAACCAAAGAAUAAAAGCUAGGCACAGAGCAGUUGCUGGGGGCUGGUGCAGGGAUGUGUAUAAAUGAGUGAUAAGAUGUGCUGUUGAAUAGAGGGACCACCUUUAACUUAUAGCGAUAACUUCAACCAAAGCAUUUUUUGCUUUAAGAAAAGAAGUCUUAGUUGCAGUGACUUCAGAAGCUGGACAUUAGAAGGAGACUCUCAGCCUAGUUAUUCCAGAAAGGAUAUGUUGAGUCUUCACACCGUCUUAUUUAUGGGAAGGGAAAAGUAAAAAUUAUUGUGUAACUUUUGCAUCAUAUUCCUAAUCCAGCAAGAGUCAACCUUUUAUUUUAAUUUAAAUUAGGUGGAAAACAUGCAGACUUUGUUAUUGGACUCUCAGCAUCCCACACAUCCCACACCAGCUGUGCAAGCUAGGUCUGCUGGGAUUUACAGUCCAAUAUCUGGAGGACUGCAUGGUUCGCCUCUUGUUGUGUGACUUCAAAUAGUUUAUGAUUAUGUCCCCUAAGGCAAACCUGUCACAUAGUUUUCUAGGUGAGAUUUGUUGAGAGGAGGCUUGCCAUUGCCUUCCUCCGAAGCUGAGAGAGUGUUUCUUCCCUAAGGUGACUCAGAGGGUUUCUCUUACUGAGUAGUGAUGUGAACCUUGGCCUCCCGGUGUCCUAUUCUAACACUCAAACCACUGCACCUCGCUGGCUAUGUUAAAUAAUUUCAAGUAUGCAAUAUUUUUAAAAUGUCAGGUUUGUUUAUCUGUAUGGUGGCUCUUGGAUUGGUCAUCUGUGAACUGCCAAAGGCAUCAAUUGGAACUUGCUUCUUGGAGUGUCUUCCAUUGAUUUGAGUGCAUCAGCCAAAACUCUUUUAUUUCCAUUUUGCUUUUUUCUUCUAUUGUUCUCUUCCCUAUUCAGAUACAGCAAACUAUCACAAAAUGAAUAAACAGAAAAACACAAAAAAGAACAUCUAGUUUGACCCUUGCUGCAGCUUUUGAGAGAGUUAUUCCCUAUAUACCUGAUUGGUAUAUGUGUUUGUUAGACCCAGUUGUUGGCUGUUAUGGCGGAGACGUUUUUAUUUCAGAAUUAGAAUUGACAUGUAAGUCUUAGAAUAAGGUCUGUUCAAGCAUAUUGGUGUCCCCCUCUGCCUUGGUAAACCCUUUUUAAUGAAGGUUUGGGGCACGUGUUUUAUGUCUCCACCGAAAAGUAAGCAACACAUAAUGCUGCUGCUUGGACCGCUUUCUAUUAUCCAUUUAUCAAAUUCCCUUCUAGUGCUACAAUGAUUGUUUGGCCACCCGUCUUGAAUUCCAGAUAUUUUAUGGUGUUGGCAACAGCAAGAACUUGUGACUGAGAUGUGAGAGGAGAGAAGGAAAUAAGAGAUUCCAAACUACCUCUUUACAUUAUAAUUCUAUAACCAUGAAAAAAAAAAACCUAGUUAAUCCAAAUGGCCUAAGUAUCAACAAAAACCAUUUGGAUAAAGAAGAAAAAUAAUCCAUGUAUUGUUUGAGAGUUGUUUAUCUAGACAUUGUUUUAAUUCUGUGGUAUUCCCCUGCAGAGUUCUUAGAACUAAAUGAAAGAGUUUUUCUUUCACUUGGAAUCAACUGGUCCCAGGCCUUGAAUCAAGUAGUUUGUAAACUUGGGGUGCAGAACUGCUGCAGUUAGUUUUGUCUUUGUUGAGGAAUAACCAUGUUUAAAGGCAGGUCUGGAAUCAUUUUUGAGUCGCAAGGGGGAACAUGGGACAUCCAGUCCAAUCCCCGAAUACACAGCUAAAGCACUCCUGAAAAAUGCCCAUCCAGCUUCUGUUUAAAGACGUCCAAAGAAGGAGAGUCUGUUCCACUAACAGUUCGUAUAGUAAAGAAGCUUUUAACCAUAGCUGUAACCAUGGCAGGUCCAUAUCUGUGAAUAUGUACAGCUGCAAAAGAGAGAUGGGGUAGCAGUUUGAAGUAGAGAUGUAAGAAGGGUGUGUGCUUUCAUGUGUGCAUUAAGCACUUCUUUCAUUAACUUUGUAUUCCCCAAACCUUCUGUCCCUCAUUAUUUUUCUCUUAGGCACUUCUUUUCACUCAGUGAGUUGUGACUAGAGUUUGUGAAUAGAGUUUGCUCAGUGGUAGAGCAUAUGCUUUGUAUGCAGAAGGUUCCACGUUCUUGUCCCUGUUUUGUUAUUUUACUUGCUAUCAAGUCAGCUUAGAGUUAGCAGCCCUAUGAAUGAGAGGCAUCCAUCAAUCCUAGUUAUGAAUGGCCCUGCUCAGGUCUUGCAAACCUGGCUUUCUUGAAUGAAUGAAUCCACCUGUAGUUUGGUCUUCCUCUUUUCUGAUGGCCUUCCACUUGAUCAUUCCUUAUCAUCUUUUCCAGGGAGUCAUGCCAACUCAUGAACUGUCCAAAAUGCAAUAGCCUCAGUUUAGUCACCUUAGCUUCCGAGGUAGAGUUCAGCCUUGAUUUUUUCUUGGACCAUUUAUUUCUCUCUUUAAUGGUCUAUGGCAUCUGCAGAAUGUUCCUCAAGUACCACAUUUCAAAUGAGUUGAUCCUUCUUGUCCAUUUUCUUCAAAUAUUUCAGUGUGGAUGAUCCUGAGUUUGGUAUUUAAUAUCUUCACACUUUAAUAUUUAAUAUCUUUACACUUGAAGAUUUUAUGUUGUUCCUUCAUAGUUGCUUUUCUAAAUCUCAGCUUUCUUCUGGUUUCUUGACUACAUUAUUGUAAUGAUUGAGUCAAGGUGUAGGGAAUCUUUUCACUACUUCAGUGUUUUCAUUGCCAACUUUCUUCCACUGAAAAGGAGCAGAUGCCUCUCUGCUUGAAAACCUUGAAGAGCUGCUUCCCAAAUAGAAGAUGCUGAGCUAGCUGAACAAGUAUCUAGCAAAAGUACUUUCCCGUGUUUCACCUUUCCUUUCUCCAUGGGAAGCUGUCACUUCUACCCUUUCUUUACACUGGUCCUUCAGUGAACUGUAUUUGAAGUUGCUUCUGCCUGCAGUCAUUUGGCUUCUCUUGCUUGGCUUUUGGCACUUUGCAGCGGAAAGUGCCUCACUUGAAUGAGCCCCCACCUGCUGGUAGCAUUUUAUUACCCAGCUGCAGCCACUAAGACUCCAACCUUGCCUGUUUACAGCCACAUGUACGCUUUCCUGCCAUGAGCCAAAGUGCUGAGUGUCAGGAUGUGAUAUUUUUUCUUAGCAAAGCAACAUCAAUUUGUAUGGUGGCAUUGCUUUUGCCUGCAUAAACAGCACCCCUGCCUCCCAAAAAGGAGCUCAGAAGGGCAAAAGGAAGCUAUCUUUCAUUAGACCCCCCCCAAGCCAAGCUUAUGACUGAAUGUUCAAGAAGAAAGCAACUGGAACCUUGGUCAUAAUAGUCAAGUUUUCAACAUUUCUGAAAGACUUCUGCCAUCAGACAUCUUAGAAGUAGGAACACAAAGUUAGCAGCAUCAAUACACUAGCAUUCAUGAGCUAUAAUGAAUUUGCUUAGGAUAAAUCAAGGCAGUUAAACUGUGUACAGCUUUGUUCCCAAAAUUUUGCUUCUUUGAAUUAUGAACAUGCACUGCCCAAAGCUCUAUCUUUCUUUAAUUACAGUAUUUUGCGCCAGUGGUCCUUGCUAGAUCUUCUUUGUUCUCUUAGUUGCUUCGUUUUUGAAACAGCUGUGUGCUACCUAGAAUCCUUUACUAUUGGAUGCAUUGGCUGUAUUAUGAGAUUUUCUUUACUGGAUGUGCAGCAUUUCUUAUCCCUUACCCUCUUCCUCUGGAGAAUACCAAGUUCUUUUGAGGCCUCCCCAAAUCUGGUCAUCUGCCAGCCUGAAAGGGAGGUGGCAGAGAUCUUGAGCCUGGUUUUGUGACACCUGUAACUUUCCCUCACCUCACUAGCCAGAAAGAAAGAACAUGAAUCUAAGAUUUGCACACCUGACUUAGUAACUAGACUGGGAUGAGGAACAUGUGGUCUUCCAGAUGAUGUUGGAAUGCAACUUGCAUGAACCAAUUCCUAUGCCCUGCGCUGGCUAAAGCUAGUUGCAGUUGCACUUCAACAUUAUCUGGAUGGCCACACAAUCCUCAUCCUUCAAUGGAGGAAUACCACGGAGUUGGAAAUGAGUUUCAGAAAAAGAUAUUCAGAAAUAAAUAUAUUUCUGGUCACUUGGAGGCUUUCUCCUUUUUGUCCCCUUCAUUUGGUACCCAAUUCAGGACCAACAAAAUUCAAUGAGCCAGUUCACUUGGGCACAAGCCAAUCCCUGCUUCACCAGCAAUAGCAAUAGGACUGUCCAGUGCCAGAACCAUGUCAUAAUGAGUCUCUGUGAAAUAAAUCUUCCCUACCAGUCUCCUUGUGCCAGGAAACAAUUUUGUCAAGCGACAUACUGAAACAAGUACGUUCUUACAGCUGAAACCUACAUGAAGCUUUUACUAACAGGCAGUUGUGCUUUAUACCUUGUUCUUUUCAUUUGAAGGUGGCAAAAAUGAACUUUUUGCUCUUCCAGAUUGUGCAGUUUUCUUCCUCCUAAGCUGUCAGGUUGCUACAACUUUCUGGCCCACCACAGUUCUCAGGGAUUUGCCCAAGAACCUAAUGUGAGAUUCAGGGGGUUCAGACUGUGUCAUUUUAAAAAAUAGUUCUUGGGCAAAGCAUACACACAGCACCUGCCAUUUUACUGCCAUGGCCAUUGCCAUUGCCAUAGCAUAUGGUUGUGAAAGUCACCUGUGAUGUGAAAGGUACACUUUGUUUUCUGAUUUCAUAAACAAUAGGGGUAGAGGAGGCAUCAUUUGCAAGAGCUAAAAAGUAUCCUUCAAAGUAAUUUUUCAAGAAUGUCCAUUACCAAAUUAUUUUUGCUUCUAUUACUAUGAAAAAAGAAUUGCUUCCGGGCCAUAUAUGUCUGUAUUUUAAUAUUCUGUACUGUGGAUGGCAUUUUCACUAAAUGUUGUUUUGCAUUUCCAAAAGUAUUCCUUGGUUGUAAUUAUUUGGGUUUAGAUGUUGCAGUUUUGAAUGUGUGACUCGCAGGAGCAGAAACAACCAUUACAAGGUAUGCAAUCCUGAAACAGAAAAGCCCCAGCAUUUGCCAGAACUAUUGGGCAGCCUGGAGGCAGUGUUUCUCCAGGGUUUUUGAAAGGUAACUUUUCCAUCCUAGGGAUUGCAUUUAAUAUUUUCUGAAUAUGCUCUGUCAUGGAGUUGUGGUUCUUCACAGCUGCCUCAAUAAAUUAAGGACCACUGUCUUACUGAGCAACACUAUGUGAAAGCUCUCUAGCCUUCAACUGUUUAUGCUACAGGCUAGUGGCACUUAACAGCCUAUAAUGGUUGAAUUCUGGUUACCCGGGCUAAUUCACAUGUGGCUUUCUGGGUGGAUGUAGAGCCCCAAUGCAAAUAGUUUCACACAAAAAAGAAAGGAAAAAAUCCAGGACAGUGGGUACUGUUAGAAAAUCUGUUGUGUAUUUUGAAUAAAAGCUGAUUUUCAGCAAAAGACAUAGGAGCUACUAUCAAAUUGAGUGUAUGUUAAGGCCCUCAGUAUUGUGUGGUGAGGCUGACAAUGAGGAAAACCAGCCAGGACUGAAUUUUUGGAGAGCUGACUGACCUGAUGCUUUUAUUUGUUGGAUUUAAAUCUCGCUUUUCUCCAAAACUGGGAUUCAAGAUGGCUUGAAUCCCAUUCUUCUCAGUCAAUUCACACAAAGGUUCAGAUGCCUAUGUGAGUUUCACUCUUGGAUGUUCAAGUUGUAGUUGUGGUUACUUUUGACCCACAAAAGCAGGUAAGUUAGCCCUAAGCCUUUCCUGGAUUAUUUGGAUAUCCAUUUUCUGGUCACUUCAGUUUCUGUAGCAAGUUCUGUUUGGGGCUGCUGGUAUGUUUCCAGACCCAGCUCAA